ACACACUCGUUCUAAGUGACAGAAAAGGAGGAGGCAUGUGUUUUAACAAUCACACCAACCUCACGCAAUGCACGCAGCAACUCCACGACAGCACACGUCACACAAUGGGGCUGCGCUGCUAUAAAAAUGUGGGAUGCGAGCACGCGGCAUUCUCACCCCUCCCUCCCUCGUCCUCUCCUCUCCUCCCGCUCAUUAGGAGCUCAGGGAGCAUGAGAAGACGCAUCUAAGUGGACCUUCACACCGGUCUCCUGGACACGUCGAUGACCAGCGGAGGGUAGCUCUGCCUCUGAGAUUUCUGCGCAUUUCCACACACACAGCUGAGCAUCAUGACCAGAAAGGUGUUCACCAACACGAGGGAGCGCUGGCGCCAGCACAAUGUCAACACUGCCUUCGCCGAGCUCCGCAAGCUCAUUCCCACCCAUCCUCCGGAGAAUAAGCUGAGCAAGAAUGAGAUCCUGCGCGUGGCCAUGCGCUACAUCAACUUCCUCGUCCAGCUGCUGGAGAGCCAGAGCGGCCAGCCGGCUGGCCACUCCCCCACCGCCCUGCUCACCUUUCUCAGAGGAAACAUGGAGCAGCUGCACUCCCCUCCGCACCCCUGGGCCCUGACCAGUGACACCGAGGCUCCGUCACCCGGAUCCAGCUGCGACAGCUCGGAGGCCUGGUAGAGCCGCAGCUGCCCGUUUGAGAGACGAAACUCUGGAGUGAACUUCUGGACCCUUUUUUUUCCAGAGUUUCAACACUGAUCUUUCCUCUGUAAAGACUGUUGUGUCCCUGCAUUCAGUGCAGAAUGUGUGAUAUUCAAACGUGGCUGAAAUAUGAGCACCGCGUCUGUGUUGAAUUUAUGAAAUAUGAUUUGCAGGUGAAAUUGAUUUAUGUUCUGCAUGGAUGUGUAAAACCUGGAUGUACUAUUCCCCUCGUGUCUUUAUGUUAAUAUUCCUUGUUGCUGGCCUGCCUGGAACUAAUUUAGUUUUGCAGUAACGGGCUGUUUUGCCAAUGAGGAAAAUGGAGGGGAUUAAGGAAUUUCUCAUUUCGGGCAAUAGAUUACACAAGGCAUUUGAAUAGAUAAUGGUUCAGCCAAGACUGCAAAUCAUCUCAAAAUAACCAAGGGCACUUUUUUCUCCCCAGUCGACAUGCUGCCCUCCCUCCCCGAGAAGACUACAUGUGACCUCUCUUUUCAAUUAUCAAGGUUACGCGACUUCACAAAAGUCGAUCCUAAGAAAGCUUUUCCCCUCUUUCUGAUCCCUUUCACACGACGACAUCAGUAUUUGUUACUGUUUGGAUUGGAUUUGGGCAAAAUUGACAUCCCUCUCUCAGUAUUUAUACACAAAUACCUUCACUGGGUUUUCACUGGGUUAUUUUUGUAAAAUACGCAUGUCAUAUAGCCAAAGAUAAUAAGUUGAUUGUUAAGAGUGUGCCAAUUAUCUCCUUAUACCUCUUUUGUAAGUUAUUUUGGUUUGUUUGUGAAUAUAUAGCAUGUUAUUUAUUUGAAC
Molecule: messenger RNA, 1490 nt
Organism: Archocentrus centrarchus (flier cichlid)
Lineage: Eukaryota; Metazoa; Chordata; Actinopteri; Cichliformes; Cichlidae
Product: T-cell acute lymphocytic leukemia protein 2-like
Exons: 2
Coding region: 327-665 (112 amino acids)
Biological process (GO): regulation of transcription by RNA polymerase II
Molecular function (GO): DNA-binding transcription factor activity, RNA polymerase II-specific; RNA polymerase II cis-regulatory region sequence-specific DNA binding; protein dimerization activity
Source: RefSeq, a predicted model, not a curated record